GUCCACAUAAUCACCGGCCCCAUGAUCCUUAUAUGACAAUAUUGCCACCAACUAGUGGCAGGAUACUCUUCUCCCUUCCACAUAUCUACAACAUUUCACUAGGAUAUCAACAUUUAGCUAAAAUAUUGCAUAGAAAUUUGGCUGUAACUAGUGAUACAGAAUUUUGCUAUGGAGGCUCUCAAUGCAGCAAGUUUGACACCUCUUUCAGUUUUUUCUGAUAGAAGAAAUGAACCCAAAAAAAUCCCAUUCAAGAACCUUUCAAAUUCAGCCAAUUUUAGCACCAAUUCAUCAAAUUCACUAGAGAUUCUAUCAAGAAAAGUUCAAGGGGGUCUAGUAGUACUUUCCUCAGUUUUCACUACAAGUUUAGCUAAUGCAUUAACAUAUGAAGAGGCACUUCAGCAAUCAACUACUAGUACUUCAACAGCUGAUUUUGAUGCAAAUGCCUUUGUUGAAACUGUGACAAAUUUUGUAUCUGAAAAUCCUUUAGUCAUAGCUGGUGGUUUUGCUAUUUUGGCUUUGCCAUUGGUUCUGUCUCAGGUGCUUGGUAAUAAUAAGCCUAAUAAGAAAUGGGGUGUUGAGUCUGCUAAAAAAGCUUAUGCUGAAUUGGGAGAUGAUGAGAGUUCAGAAUUACUUGAUAUAAGGGGACCUGUGGAAUUGAGGCAAGUGGGAAGUCCAGAUAUAAGGGGUUUGAAGAAGAAGGCAGUUUCAGUUGUUUAUAAAGGUGAAGAUAAGCCAGGGUUCUUAAAGAAGCUAGCUUUGAGGUUCAAGGAGCCAGAGAAUACUACAUUGUUCAUUCUAGACAAAUUUGAUGGGAACUCUGAAUUGGUAGCGGAGCUUGUCACAGCUAAUGGUUUUAAAGCUGCAUAUGCAAUUAAAGAUGGCGCUGAAGGACCGCGAGGAUGGAAGAAUAGUGGCCUUCCUUGGAUACUUCCGAGGAAAACAUUAAGUCUUGAUCUCGGCAAUCUGUCUGAUGCUCUUGAUGGUGUUCUUGGGGAUGGUUCUGAUGCUGUUGCAGUAGGUUUAGGUGUAGCUGCAGCUGCCGGGUUAGGAUUUUUGGCGUUCACAGAGGUAGAAACGAUUCUCCAACUGUUAGGCUCAGCUGCACUUAUCCAACUGGUCAGCACGAAACUUCUAUUUGCAGAGGACAGAAAGCAAACUCUGCAACAAGUUGAUGAGUUCGUCACCACCAACAUUGCUCCAAAGGAGCUUGCAGGUGAUAUUAAGCAAAUAGGGAUGGCUCUUCUUCCGACGCCCGUGACUAGCAAGGCUCUACCUGCAGCUGCAGAGACAACUCCAGAAAUCAAUUCAGUCCCUAAACCAGAAAUCAAAGUAGAAGCUCUAACUGGAAUUUCAAAGCCACUUUCACCAUAUCCUAGUUAUCCUGAUCUCAAGCCUCCAACAUCGCCGAUGCCUUCACAACCUAGUGGCGGUGCGGAGAAAACUGAAACAGUUUCCAAGGUAGAAUUAUCUGCUGAGUCUACUCUGGAAAUCAAUUCGGUCCCUAAACUAGAAGUCAAAGGAGAGGCACUAACUGGAAGUUCAAAGUCACUUUCUCCAUAUCCUAAUUAUCCUGAUUUCAAGCCUCCAACAUCACCAACGCCUUCACAAGCAUAAUACUUGACUUGCAGAUUUCCAUAAGGUGUUCCAAUCUCCAGUUUGUGGAAAAUUACAACGCGAUAUCUUCUUUCAAGUAAAAGCUAGCUCCUCCAUGAAAUUUUCAUUUUACAUUCUGCAUAUUGAAGGGAAAUUUGUAACAGUAGAGAUCCAGAUCAUUAUAAUCAUUAUGUCUUUCAUUUUCAUUCUUUGUAAUUUAUUGAUGGAUCUCAUGUAGAUACAAAUGUAGCAUAAACUUUAUGUUACUUUGGCAGUACAAUCACUUCUAAGCAGAAGCUUAGCAAUAUAUUAUGAAUAGAAUUUACAUUA
Messenger RNA from Nicotiana tabacum (common tobacco), 1923 nucleotides. Its product is annotated as rhodanese-like domain-containing protein 4, chloroplastic. The record is from RefSeq and is a predicted model, not a curated record. NCBI's taxonomy places the organism in Eukaryota, Viridiplantae, Streptophyta, Magnoliopsida, Solanales, Solanaceae.